This is a messenger RNA of Didymella exigua CBS 183.55, 813 nucleotides long. RefSeq names its product t-SNARE. Gene Ontology annotation, molecular function: SNARE binding; SNAP receptor activity. Gene Ontology annotation, cellular component: membrane; SNARE complex; endomembrane system. The coding region runs from base 1 to 813 and encodes 270 amino acids. The transcript is spliced from 2 exons. The record is from RefSeq and is a predicted model, not a curated record. Gene Ontology annotation, biological process: vesicle fusion; Golgi to vacuole transport; intracellular protein transport. Lineage: Eukaryota; Fungi; Ascomycota; Dothideomycetes; Pleosporales; Didymellaceae.
AUGUCAUUCCAGCGCAGUUCCGCUCUCGAGAGCCAACCGACCAACUGGAGGCGUGAGGACGACCCCGAAUACGCCGACGACCCAGAGUUCCGCGACUUUGCCAGCAAGAUCUCUGAUGACCUGUUCGCUUUGACUCGGAAUGUUGCGCGCCUCUCGACCGAGCUCUCGAAGCUGGGGACGAAGCAUGAAACAGAACGGGUACGGGAAAGAGUUAAGAGCACGACCGAGGAGACGGCAGACAAGUUCAAGGAGAUUGGCGAGGGCAUCAAGAAGAUUAGCCAGUGGCACGAUGUCGGGCCGUCGCAGAGAUUCACACAGUCGAAGCUUAGCCGCGAGUUCAAGGCAUCCCUCACGGAGUUCCAGCAGCUUCAGAAGCAGGCUCUCGAGAAAGAGCGAGCGUCAGCAUCUGCUGCACGUGCAGCUCUUGACGACCAGGCAUCACCAAGCGCGGAGCGCACCGACUUUGGCCAGCAGCAAGAGCAGGAGCAGCUACGAUUGGCGAAUCAAGACGAGGUCGACUUCCAAGAAUCGCUCAUCAUUGAGCGCGAGUCUGAGAUUCGCAACAUCGAGCAGUCUGUCGGCGAGCUGAACGAGCUCUUCCGUGACGUCGCCCACAUGGUGCACGAGCAGGGUGCUCAGCUCGACAUUAUUGAGGAGAACGUUGAGGUCACGCACGAUGCAUCGAGAGGCGCCCAUGUAAACCUGAAGCAGGCGAGCAACUAUCAAAAGAGUGCGAGGAGUAAGGCCUGCAUCCUCCUACUCAUUCUGGCGAUCGUUCUGGUCAUCAUCAUCCUCGCUGUGGUAUUGGACUAA